This is a messenger RNA of Microbotryum saponariae, 1224 nucleotides long. Lineage: Eukaryota; Fungi; Basidiomycota; Microbotryomycetes; Microbotryales; Microbotryaceae. The record is from the annotation of a GenBank genome assembly.
AUGACUCGCGCUUUGUGCCCCCUCGCAGCUGUGGCUAGUUCGUUGGCUGGUACCACGCCGACGAGUGCCUGGGCGGCCAUGCCGUUGUCGUCCGAUGCGACCUCGAUCUCGUCUUCGACAUCAGGCGCAAGCAAUCCUUUGAUUCCAAGUUCGAUAUCCACACGCUGCCAGACGUUCCUUGCGCAAUUGAACGGCGACCAAACGAUCGCGCAGUGCACCGUCCCGUUGAUCUCGACCCUUGAUCUGUUCGCCCCCGAGAAUGGCAUCGCAAGCUACGCGAAGACGCAGAGUGCGAUCACGACCUCGCUUGAGAAGCUUUGCGCUACGAACGCCUGCUCCGACACCAUCAUCCGGGCCGCCCUCACGGCGUUCAACGGGAAUUGCAGUGCAGAACUGCAAGCUCGUCAGGCCGUCGUGCUCGGCGAAUACGACACUCUGUACAUCUUGCAACCGUUCCACACCUCGGUGUGUUCCAAGGAUGUGAAUGGAGGCUACUGCCUCACCGAUAUCGCCGCCGGAACUGUUCCGCCCUCACCUGAUACGAUCGCGACGAAUGCAAACAACUCUUCGGCCGACGCCAGCGCCAGUGCGAGUGCAGCCACAUCAGAGUCGGCAUCCAUAGCGAGCUCGACACCGGUCGCCACACCUGCGCCUGUGGCUUCGCUUUCCAAGUCUUACUCGAUCGCUCUGGUCAGCCCGAGCGAGCUCUUUGUGCAGUUUACCGUUCAGGCCCGGCGGUUCCUCAGGAGGCGUCAAGUCGUAGCUUCGACAACACCCGUCGUGGCGACCAACACCACCUCGUCCGCAGCCGCUUCGACGACCGCCCCCGCUUCUGCAUCGGGCUCCAACCUGUCCUUUGACUUGACCGGUGUGCUCCCCAAUCCGGCGACUUGGGCCGCGCAUUCACUCCCGUUCCUGUUCCUGUCGGCCAACAUGUCGUCGGCGCUCCUGUGCACGAGUUGCACCAAGUCUAUCCUCGCCGCUUACGUGUGUUGGGAGAUUCGAAUGCCGUAUGCCCUCGGCCUGUCUAACUCGCCGAUGCUCGGUCACCAAGGCGAUCUCUGGACCGGGACCGGCGAGACGUGUGGCACGGGUUUCCUCGCCUCGAUUCAAUCUCUCGCCGGCGAGAUCAAUAUCACGGGGGCCGCGUCGAAUCGCGCCACAAUUAGUCACCUUAUCGUGCUCUCCGUCGUUGCCGUACUUGCAGUGGCAGCGAUGUCGUGA